Messenger RNA from Scedosporium apiospermum, 705 nucleotides. RefSeq lists its product as uncharacterized. Gene Ontology annotation, cellular component: membrane; endoplasmic reticulum. NCBI's taxonomy places the organism in Eukaryota, Fungi, Ascomycota, Sordariomycetes, Microascales, Microascaceae. The transcript has 2 exons. The record is from RefSeq and is a predicted model, not a curated record. Gene Ontology annotation, biological process: sterol biosynthetic process. Bases 1 to 705 code for a protein of 234 amino acids. Gene Ontology annotation, molecular function: steroid Delta-isomerase activity; cholestenol delta-isomerase activity; C-8 sterol isomerase activity.
AUGGAAUCUCCAGUAGUCGAGAGCGUUGAGCACCCCUAUCACCCGCCCAACGCGGAACUGCCAAACUACCUCGCCAACUCGCUCUCGGUGCCGGCGCUUCUCACACUCUUCGCCCUGGGCGCCGGUGCCAUCCUUUCAACGACCUAUCUCAUAGUUACCAAGGCUAGGCCCAGAAUUACGAGACCAGAUGCGUUGGUAGCUAUGUGGUUUGGCCUUUGUGGCUUUAUUCAUCUUUUCUUCGAAGGGUACUUCGCCUACAACAACGCUACUAUGCCUUCUCGAACCGACCUCUUCGGCCAGCUCUGGAAAGAAUACGCCCUAUCCGACGUUCGAUACCUCACCCGCGACCCCUUCCUCGUCUGCAUGGAAUCGGUAACCGCUCUCUGCUGGGGUCCCCUCUCGUAUCUUACCGUCGCAUUCAUUGCCAUGGAUCACCCUGCGAGGCACGUUCUGCAGCUCAUCAUCAGCCUUGGCCAGAUGUACGGGGAUAUCCUUUAUUACUCGACUGUCUGGUUCGAGGUUGUCCACAAGGGCGCCAUCUUCUGCCGGCCUGAGCGGUAUUAUUUCUGGGCAUACUUUUUCCUGAUGAAUGCGUUUUGGAUCGUGAUUCCCUUUGGCAUUGUUGUCCAGAGCGCCUUUUCAAUCACCAAUGCGUUCAGGACGGCGCAGAGAUAUGGAGCCGUUUCCGGAAAGAAGAAUCAAUGA